This is a messenger RNA of Anopheles nili, 2733 nucleotides long. Its product is annotated as MICOS complex subunit Mic60. The record is from RefSeq and is a predicted model, not a curated record. Bases 86 to 2323 code for a protein of 745 amino acids. Lineage: Eukaryota; Metazoa; Arthropoda; Insecta; Diptera; Culicidae. The transcript has 6 exons. Gene Ontology annotation, biological process: cristae formation. Gene Ontology annotation, cellular component: MICOS complex.
AGCCCCAACAUACCAGAGGCUUCCCCCGGAGCAGAGCGCUCGUUGCGAGUCACGAGUAACAACAGGAACAGAGGACAGCCGCAAAAUGUAUCGUUUGCUGGUGCAAAAAGCGCUCGCGAACAACUCGAAACGAUCAACCACCCAGCUGUUCGCUGCCAGCCGAUCUUACGGUGGAAGUGCGCGAGGAUCCAAUCUGCCCCCGUUCCAGGAGGCAGGAUUUGGAAAGGUGCUAGUCGUGCUAUCGCCCAUCCUUAUCGGUGGUGGCGUCGUCACGUACGCCAAGUAUGAUAAUGAAUUCCGCAAAACAUUGAUCACAAACGUUCCUGCGCUGGAACCGGUGCUAAAGGCGUUGCUCCAGGAAACGAACCCGCUGGAUGAUGUGACGAAAAAGAUGGACGAAAUCAGCAAAACCAUCGGCGGGUAUACCUCCACCAUUACCGGCUUCUUUGGUGGCGGUGGUGGUGGUGAGGAGGAAAAAAAGCAGGACAAAAAACCUGAUUUACCUCCAAUCACCAAAUCACGAUCGGUUCAUGUGCCCGUGCCAGCACCACCUUUGCCGAAACCUGAGCCGCUUAAUCUCUCCGAGAAGGUGCCAGAACCGCCAAAAAGGAAAGAGACCGUUUCAUCUCCUCCGGUGUCUGCAACUAAGGCUGCGACCAGCACAGCUAGCACUGUUGCUCCUGCCAAGGCAGCUUCACUUACCAAACCAGUGCCAUUGUCCUCGGGCAAGGAGGCAGUACCGAAAUCGAUCAGCGACCUCGAACAGCAGGUCGAAGUGGCCGCUACGAUCGCCAUUAAGGAGUACGGUCAAGCUGUGGCCGUGCUAAAGACGUACACCGACGAGGUUCGCAAGGUGGUGGACGAAUCGAUCGACAAACUCGACUCGUCGAGUUGGACGACGCUCCGAAAUCGGACCAGUGCGCGCGAUACGGCCCUCCAAGCGGCCGAGACAGCUGCCGAUCAGGCCAAGGAGUCUAUCGAGAAGCUGCACGCGCUUCUGAACAGCCGCGAAAUCAAGUGCUCGGAUGAGCUGAAGGAUAAGGCGAGACAAAACAUUGCCGCCUACCUGGACCAUCUGAAGAAGGCCAAGGAUGAGGUGUAUGCCGCGCGGGAUCUGGCCUCACUCGGUGAGAAGUACUGGAAGCGUGUGGAAUCGGCACGCAACUUCUUCGUGGACGAGAUGGAAUCCCUGUUUCCGGGCAUCAAUCUGUCCGAGCGCAAGCUGAACCUGUCCAAGGACGAGCUGGACCUGUUCAUCCUGCACGCCUACACGCAAGUGAUCGCCCACCAGAAAGAGCUACAAAAGCUGCAGAUCGAGGGUGAUCAGAAUUUGCGCCGUGCGCUGGAAGCCGUUCGGGGCACGGAUCAGAGCGAAGAGGUGAAGGCACGGCUGGAGUACGAGCUGGCCAAGGAGAAGCGCCAGCUGAAUCUGUUGAACCAGAAAAAGCUUCUGACCACCCGGGCGGAACUUGAGCAGGUGUCGCGGGAGCAGAUGAAGCGCCAGACGGAGGCACAUAUCGAUCAUCUGAAGGAUGCGCUGACGCAGAAGGAGGCCGAGAUGAAGCGCAAGUUCCAGCGCGAGUUGGAUGAAAAGAUCACCACGGAGCAAGCGUCCUACAAACUGCAGCUGGCGGCUAUGCUGGGCAAGCUAAAGGGCAUUCACAACGCGUUAAUUGAGAUCGAUACUGAUAUGAAAGAGCAUGCUGACGCCGAGAAAAGUGCCCACCAAGCGCAAGCUUUGUGGGGUGCCUGCCAGUCCCUGUGGUCUUCGAUUCGCUCCGGUCAACCGGGCAAGUCGUGGCGCGAUCAAUUGCGCCCAUUGCAGGACGAGAUAGCGGCCGUGAGCCGAGCAGCUGAAGGUGACGAGCUGGUGGCUGUCGUGCUGAAGGGACUGCCGGAGCAGGCCCUUAAACGGGGCGUCUAUCCCGAGGAUGCCCUUCGAGAGCGGUUCUUUAAGGUGGAAGAGGUUUCGCGCCGGUUGGCUCUGAUUCCCGCCGAGGGGGCUCGACUUCCGAUGUACUUCCUAUCGUACCUGCAGGCGGCCCUGAUCGCACGUCCCGACAAACCGAUCUCGCAGGACGAGCUGGAGAACAAACCGUUCGAUUUUAGCAAACUGGAUACGUACGAUAUUCUGAAUCGCGCGCGGUACUGGCUGGAACGAGGUGACCUGGUGAAGACGGUCCAGUACGUGAACCUGCUGCAAGGUGCUUCUCGUAAGGCCGCCAUGGAUUGGCUGAACGAAGCACGCCUUUUGCUGGAAACGCAACAAGCUGCCAGCACACUAAUGGCGCACGCUGCCGCCAGUGGUGUCCGAUUCUUGUGAACUGACUGAUUCGUAUUAACUGUUGAUUUGUGUUGAGGAACGAUGGAAGGAACGAAAAGGAUAUCGAAGUGAUUGAGCGUCAACCACGUGCCGAUACGAGUCCAAGUCGCUUCAUUUUUGCUUUCGGGUAGUAUAGCAGCUGCUAUAUAGCACAUGCAAACUAAAUUAUUCGGGUAUCACAUAUUGUAGAGAAAAACGAGUAAAAGGUAUUGUUUAUCGCGUUCUUUUCCUAAUGUUUCCCGGAAAGGUUUUGUUCUUGAAGCAAUACGCACCAUUGAAAAUUUGAUGCUAGCGAAACAAUGUGUAAUUAUAGAAACAUACUAUUGUAACAGCGAAAAGGGUGGCAAUACCAGAUGAACAGCGAUAAUUGUAGACAAGACAAGGAUGUUAUUUAAUAAAAUCAGUCAUUU